Molecule: messenger RNA, 2760 nt
Organism: Suillus subalutaceus
Lineage: Eukaryota; Fungi; Basidiomycota; Agaricomycetes; Boletales; Suillaceae
Exons: 5
Coding region: 1-2760 (919 amino acids)
Source: RefSeq, a predicted model, not a curated record
AUGUCACAAUCGAAGGAAAUUGGGACGCUAGUCGUCGUCAUCCUCAAGGCUCGUCAUCUGCAUCAACCUUCUUUCUACAAGCAGGACCCAUAUGCGCAAGCCGUCCUUUCUGGCCAGACUCAUCGAACCAAGCCAGAGCCCAAGGGAGGGCAACAUCCUGUGUGGGAUGAAGAAUUCCGAUUUCCUGUUCUCGCCGAUCCUGGAAAAGACAAUAUCAACAGAAAGCUGGAAGUGUCUUGCUGGAAGGACGAGCCUCGAGCUGAAGAUAAGCUCUUAGGCAAAGGGGUUGUCGAUAUCGAAUCGACUUUGAAAACUGGUGAAUUUGAUGACUGGGUUCCUCUCGAAACAUCAGGCGGAGCGAGAGGCGAGUUAUACCUCGAGAUGACAUUCUAUGCAAAUACUCCUCCUCCUCUUAAUCGUCGACCAACGAAGCUCAAACAAUCAGAUCGUCUUACACGGCCGCAGUCGUAUAAUCCUGUACCACACAAGAGUGGAUCGCCAUCUGCCCUGAACCAUACUCCUGUGCAGCUCCGUGAUCCGGGCUAUGCCCCCCCUGCUACGCUUCCCGCAUCUUUGCUUCCUGCUAGAGGCCAUCCCAAGGCCUCAUCGCCAUCCCCUUCGCCCCCCGGCCGACAGUCCAGUAAGACUGAUGUGCUACCCCCUCUUCCCGAAGAAGAUUCAAGCCACAGCUUCAUCACGAGCAAGGACAAUGGCAAUCCAAUCAUUACUUGUCGGGCCAAGCUCCCCAACAAUAUUCUCUCCUCAUCGCAAGGAUAUGCUCCACCUCAACAAACACUUCCUCCGCUUCCACAACAAUACACUUCCUCGUCGCAAGGAUACGUUCCUGCUUAUCAAACAUCACCUCCGCAUCCUCAACCAUAUCAGCAAUCUUAUACGCCCCAUAAUCAUGCCCCGCCACCCUCACCACAACCACAGCAAUACUCGUCAUCUUCUCCCCAGCCCUACCAGUAUCAACCUCAUCAGGCUCCGUCGCCUACCCCGCAAUAUCAGCCCCCGCCACCCCCUCAUCAAGCACCGCCUCCUGCACCGCAAUAUCAGCCACAACCAGCCUCUCAUCCCCAGAGCUACUCGUCAUACACCCCACUUCCCAACCAGCAACCAUAUCCCUCUUCAUCACAGCCGCAAGGAUAUGUUCAUCCAACCCAACAGCAACCUCAGACGUACACUCCCGCACCACCUCAGCAGCAGCCAUACCAACAACAAUCCUAUUUUCCUCCGCCUCUCCCCGCACAAUCCCCAGUCCCUUCUCCCCAAUCUCAACUUCUUGCCAGAGCACCAUAUUUCUCGCCGCCGCCACCACCACCGCCACUUCAUGGAAGCACGCAGGGCACCCUGGCAGUAGCAAAAGGGGAGCAACAGUCUCCCCCGGUGCAAGGAUAUCAGAACACUGCACCGACUGCCUCGCCAGCACAUGGUUUGGAAGCCGCUCCAACUGCCCCUUCGCAGAACCCUCCGGACCAGCCUCCUGCCUCUUCUGCCUUACCUACAGUCCCAGAAGACGAAAAGAAGCGCGAAGAGGAGGAACGCACCAGAGAUAAAGAACCACGGAAGGUGGUGGAUGAACGGAAGGCCGCUGAGGAGGCGGAUUCAGAGAAGCACGAGGCAGAGGAAGCACAGUCUCGAGCUGCUGAAGAAGAGGGGGGGCGACAGGAGGAGGAAGAGCUGAGAAGGAAGGAUGCUGAAGAACAAAAACGACGCGAGGAGGAGCGAUUGAAAUUGGAGACGGAGCAGAGGCAGAAAGAAGAGGAAGAGCGACGGCGACGAGAGGAGGAGGAGAGACCCAAACGAGAGGAUGAAGAAAGACUCAAGCGAGAGGAGGAGAGAGACUCAAGCGAGAGGAGGAAGAAAGACUCAAGCGAGAGGAGGAGGAGAGACUCAAACGAGAGGAGGAAGAGAGACUCAAACGAGAGGAGGAGCGCAGAAGAAGCUAAACGUAAACAAGAAGAAGAGGAUCGGAUCAGGCGCGAGGAGGAUGCACGUCAAAGGGCCGAAGAGGAACGUUGGAAGCGCGAAGAGGAAUCACGUCGGAGGCUUGAAGAGGAGCGGAUCAGGCGAGAGGAGGAAGCACGUCGUAAAGGGGAAGAAGAGAUUCGUCGCAAACAGGAAGAAGAGGCCCGUCGCAAACGAGAAGAGGAGGCUCGUCGCAAACGGGAAGAGGAGGCUCGCCGCAAACGAGAAGAAGAGGCCCGUUGCAAACAAGAAGAAGAGGCUCGCCGCAAACGAGAAGAAGAGGCCCGUCGAACACAAGAGGAGGAGGCUCGUCACAAACGAGAAGAGGAAGAAGCUGAACGAAGGUGGCAAGCUGAGCUUGCUCGCAUCAAGGCGCGCGCUGAGCAGGAGGCUGCUGACGCUGCUUUCGCUCGUGCUCAAUCUGAAGCGGAAGAAGCCGAGCGUCGCAGGCAGGAGGAAGCCGACCUUGCCUUUGCGCGGCGUGCACAGGAGGAGAGCGAGCGAGAGCAAAGGGCCGCUGAGGAACGGCAAAAGCAAGAAGAAUUAGACCGCGAACUUGCCCGUCGCGAACAGGCACAUGAAGAGCAGUUGGAACGUAGGCGCGAGGAGGAGCGUAGGAGGCGGGUGGAAGAGACGGACAGGGAAAUGGCUAGGAAAUUGGAUAUGGAACUGAACCUUGGGCCGGAGGAUGGUGAUGCGAGUUCUCGAAGGCCGUCGACGACCCCAGAGCUUCCUUCUCGCAGAAGAGCGGGAAGUCCUAGGACUCCCAAUGUCCAUAGAGGAUGGUAA